UCAAACAAAACUUGCUCACUUUCAUCUAUUCCUUUUGCUUUAAAAUUAUCAUCCAAUUAAGAAACCAUGGCAGUUCCUAUAGAUGCCGUAUCUGGUCCAUUGGGAAAUUCCGGUGGAGAUUUUUGGAGUUUCCGACCAACUAACAAGAUCAAUCAAAUUGUUAUUCGUUCUGGUGGGUCAGGAAAUAACAACCCUAUUGGUAUAACUUUUUCUUGCAUUAACGAAGAUGAUUCAAAGGAAACGAUCACAGUAGGUGGAGGUGGAACAGAUACUUUAGUCACCCGUACUGACACGGUGAUUAUUGAUGAUGACGCGGAUGAAUACUUGACCGAAAUAUGCGGAACAUUUGGACCUUUCGUAGAUGAUUCGUACAGUGUCUUACGAUCGAUAAAGUUUACAACUAAUGUAAGAGAGUUCGGACCGUACGGCCCUAAUGUUGGAUCGCCAUUCCACUUCCAAGCUCCUGAUGGCAAAAAGAUUGUUGGAUUCAUUGGUCGAGCUGGAUUCUAUGUUGAUGCUAUUGGUAUUUACAGUGCUUUUGCACACCAUAUCAAACAAAACUUGCUUAUUUUCAUCCCUUCCUUUUGCUUUUCAAUUAUCAUCCAAGAAACCAUGGCAGUUCCUACAGAUACCGUAUCUGGUCCAUUGGGAAAUUACGGUGGAAAUUUUUGGAGUUUUCGACCGGUUAACAAGAUCAAUCAAAUUGUUAUUCUUUCUGGCGGGUCAGGGAAUAACAAUCCUAUUGGUAUAACUUUUUCUUGCAUUAAAGAUGAUGGUUCAAAGGAAACGAUCACAGUAGGUGGAGGUGGAACAGAUACCAUGGUCACCCGUACUGACACGGUGUUUAUUGAUGACGCGAAUGAAUACUUGACCGAAAUAAGCGGAACGUUUGGACCUUUUAUAGAUAGGACAUACAAUGUCUUACGAUCGAUAAAGUUUACUACCAACGUAAGAGAGUUUGGGCCGUACGGCCCUAAUGUUGGAACGCCAUUCAACUUCCAGGCUCCGAAUGGACAAAAGAUCGUUGGAUUCAUUGGUCGAGCUGGAUUCUAUGUUGAUGCUAUUGGUAUUUACAGUUACUCCACCAACUCUAUAAAAUCGAACCAUUUUCUAAUUUAUAGUCCGCAUACCAAAUUAAAGUUGUUUCAGACAACAUCAAUGGCCAUUCCCGCUGUUUCCGCGGCACUGUCGAAGUUCAACGACGAGAUUUCCCGAUCACCGCCGUGCGAGGUUGACGAACGUGUGGAGGACCUGGUGAUAGAGCUAACAUGGAUGCAGUGUUUUCUGGUCGACGGCGAACGGACGCCGGAAGGGCGUGCAAGGGCCGACGUCUGGUCGCCGGCGAUCGAGCGCCUCGCACUUUAUGCUCAAAAUCUCCACUCCGGUUUGGUUAGCCCAGCCGUCAAGAUUCUGGGGAUUGAAAAGCUCACCAAAAAACUCGCCGCCCUUAGAGAAAAACUGCACCCUUUUGUCGUCACCGCUCGCGUUGCAAGUUCAUCGUCGUCGUACGUAGCAGAAGUUCCGCCGCCUGCGGCGGUUCAACUCUCUAAAGAAAUAAAAGUGGCGGCGUGGGGAGGUCCGGGAGGACAGAAAUGGGAUUAUAAAGGGAGUUUGAAACAGAUUGUUAUUGUUCAUGGGCUAACCAUUGACUCUAUAACGUUAACAGCCGUCAAGCCGGACGGUAACUCGGAGGUUCCCGCCAAAUUUGGCGGCGGCGGCGGCAAUACAAUCGUCCAAGUGGAUAUUGAUGCUCCAAUGGAGUACUUAACAGGCAUAAGUGGAACCUAUGGUGUUAUUAAUGGUUUAAUUGUGAUAACAUCAAUCAAGUUCUACACCAACACAACUCAGCAUGGUCCUAUCGGCAGCUGCGAGGGUGGAGAUUCAUUUUCAUGCAUACUAGAAGACGGUGGUAAGAUAGUAGGACUCCAUGGAAGUUCUGGGAUUUAUCUUGAUUCUAUUGGAGUCUACACUGGAUAAUAAGUCGACCUUUCA
Ipomoea nil (Japanese morning glory) is the source of this 1992-nucleotide messenger RNA. Its product is annotated as mannose/glucose-specific lectin-like. Gene Ontology annotation, molecular function: carbohydrate binding. The record is from RefSeq and is a predicted model, not a curated record. Lineage: Eukaryota; Viridiplantae; Streptophyta; Magnoliopsida; Solanales; Convolvulaceae. Bases 67 to 1977 code for a protein of 636 amino acids. The transcript has 6 exons.